Bolinopsis microptera is the source of this 2326-nucleotide messenger RNA. RefSeq lists its product as uncharacterized. The record is from RefSeq and is a predicted model, not a curated record. Bases 92 to 859 code for a protein of 255 amino acids. NCBI's taxonomy places the organism in Eukaryota, Metazoa, Ctenophora, Tentaculata, Lobata, Bolinopsidae. The transcript has 2 exons.
AGUGAAUUUUAUAUUAUAUACAUAUUAACACCUAUUUUUCAUUUGUUAGUUCAUAGAAGGAAAUCAACCAAAAUUCAAGACGCUCACUAUCAUGGAAGGAAAGAGCCCAAAUAACGACAAAUACGACGUGGCAAUAGUUGGAGGCGGCAUAUCUGGACUGUAUUGCGCCCUGAAAUUACUGGAAAAGCCCGACAAUCUUGAAGAGCUAGCUAUCAAGAAAAUCAUCAUCUUGGAGAAGUCUGUCAGGUGGGGCGGUCGACUGUGUACAGACAUCAUCAAAAUAAAGAAAACUGAAGACAGAAGAGAAUUUGUGAAAGAAGAAGAAGGUGCCAUGCGCUUCACUUAUCCGGACAAGAGCGAUCCAAAGAGUAAGUCAAACAUGCCCCUUCUAGCAGAACUGAUUAAAUUCCUCCAGAUGGAAGACGACGUACUCCCCUUCUACAUGGAACCCCGAAAAAUUAAAAAGGAACCCCAAAAUCAGCCAGGAGACGCAGAUUCUGUGCCUAAUUGUAACUCUCGCUAUUUCAACGGGAGGCACUUUACUGACUGGUACACCACACAAAACCCCAAUCUGUGGAAGAACCUGUUCAAUCUGGAGGGGGAUGAGGAGUUCAAGUCUGCGGGUGAAAUUGUUAAAGAUAUUUACAGAAAACUCCUGGAUCACAACAAAUCUAAGCUUUUGUUCAAUUUCUCAAAGACAGCAGAAGUUAUUUUAGAACAAAAGGACACCAACCUUCUGCAAGAAUAUGAAGACCAAAAGUACUGGGCCUUUUUUAGGAACGAGUUCACAUGGCCUGUGGGAAUGCAAGAGAUUCCUCUGAACAAAUUCUCGAUGCAAGCUCUACUGACAACAAUGUAAUAUUCUCAUGGAUGUAUCAUGAUGAUGGUCCAAACGCAAGGUUUCUUAUGUGUUAGUCUUUCUGAAGGGAAUGUGGGGUCCAUCCUGCAAGAUCUUAUAACCUUCAACCUCAUCUGGAACAAACUCUACCAAUUCAAGAAAGGGUGGUCAUCCCUGGUCAACAAUAUUAUAAAGAAACACUUAAAGAAAACCAACAGAAGCGAUGGAGUGGAAGUAGAAAUGUGGAACAGCUGCGGUGUUUCAACGAUUUGUGAAGAAAAAAAAGGCUUUAAGUUGAGUCUUGAAAGUGUCGGCGAAAUAUCGGCAAAGCAUGUGGUUAUGGCUGUGCCACCGAAAUCAGUUGAAGACAUAACUUUCUCUUUCGAAAGCGAAAAUAAAAGUCUAGAUACCAUAUGCCGGCCAGUCGAGGGAAUUCACUGCACAAAGAUAAACCUCUACUUCGACAACGAUUGGUGGAACCAAACGGAAGGCACUCUCAUGUAUGGACCUAACAUCACAAGUUUACCCUGCGGGUUCGUAUACCCUUUCUACGGAGAUUGCAAGUCAAUAGGAUGCAAAGGCUGUGAUAAGUGUGAUGAUGACCCCUGUCCAGCUGCCCUAACAAUCUACUGUGACGUCAACAACGCUCAAUACUGGAGCUCACUCCAGAAACUUGGCAAUAACUUCCAGUCCCCACUUCAGAUGGAAAAAAAGAAGCUCCGCCCUGCGUCAGAAUCAGUAGUCGACGAAGCCAUCAAGCAGUUUUCUAAAGUUUUCAACAUCAAGGACAUCCCUCAUCCGAUACUGACAAGCUACAGAAGCUGGGACGGUGGAGACAGAAGAUGGAAUGGUGAAGAAAGAAGCUGGGACGACGGAGACAAUCAUGCUACAUCACCUACAUGUGAGUAUGGAUAUGCUAUUCAUAUGUGGGGUGUAGGGGUUGAUGAUAGAAAGAUAAUGAAAAAGGCGACACAGCCGAUGAAAGGAAAGAAUAUCUACUUCUGCAAUGAAUCUUGGAGCGGGUUUCAGGGGUGGGUUGAAGGUUCUCUACUGUCCACCGAAAAAGUUGUGGAUGCGCUGUGGAAAUCAGGUAAAGAAAGUGACUGAAACAUUCGUAGUUUAUAAUUGUUUUCUUGUCAUCUUUAGGUUGAUUCAGUUGACAUAGCUUUUCUAACUAUUGUUUUUGACUACUAUACACUUAUACAAUAUACAUACCACUGUAAUGUAACUCUUCCAUAGUAAGAGUUUAUCAGUCUUGCAACUGAGACAAAUAUCUAAUAUUACAACUUUAAUUUGCAUAAUUCUUUUAAUUUGAAAAUUCAUUUACUUUUUAUAGAUGAGAAUCAAGCGUUAAUAAUAAUCUAUACUAUAAUUAUUGUGUGACUUUUAUAUUAUGUAUUCAGAUAAAAUGCGCAUUAUUUUCUGCAGCAAGUUUAUUAGAUUUCCUUUAAAAUAAAAUCAUGACCAGAAAAUAAAAUCUACAUAGGG